GUGGGAAAGGAGAGCUGAGCUAGUUGUGGCCGGGACACCGACAUAUGUGCCAUCUGUUUCAGGAGACUACAUGGGAUGGUAUUACAGCAUCACUCGUUUGUUUGUGUCUCCUUCGUUCAGACUCCCUACUCAUCAUUAUCAGCCUAGUUCCUUAGCUUUGCAUCUUACGACACGAGCUUUGCAGCGCAUACAUCAGCGGGCUACUGCCACAGUGACUGAUAGUCCUGAUGUGGACUUGUAUGGACAGGCUCUCACAGGCAUUGCGUCCUUGUGUUCAGAUGUGUUGGGGCGAGUCGACUACGGCCAUCUUAUACACAUGCCCCCAUCUCAGGAGAUGCCAUCCACGUCUAGUGCAGCGGCGGCUUCAUCAUCCCAGAC
This is a messenger RNA of Cuscuta epithymum, 378 nucleotides long. The record is from the annotation of a GenBank genome assembly. Lineage: Eukaryota; Viridiplantae; Streptophyta; Magnoliopsida; Solanales; Convolvulaceae.